GGUCUCGGACGAGCCGCCGCCCGGACCACCCGAGCUGGCGGCGAAGCUUCAACCAGUCUUCCGCGCCAGCGGCCGCCCUGGGAAGUGUAGUAGCAAGGAGUUAGACACCUUAUUGAGUUGCCUCGCUGAUGCGGGCGAGGAGGCUCCGGACCGGCUGCUUUAUUGGGCUCGCCGCCAGACGCUCAAGGCGCGCGGUGGCCUCGCGAGCUUGCUCCAGCGGCUGCUCUCCAAGGUCUUAAGGCCGAAGCUCGCGGCGGCGCAGGCUGCCUUGAAGUCGGCGCCUGGCGAAGGAGCGGAAGGCGUCGACUUCGGCAAGCUAGCGAGCUUGUGCGAAGAUGCUUUGAGGUUGGACGACCUGGAGCGGAGAGCCUCCGCCAGCGCGUGCCGCGCCUUGCACGGCGUCUCCCGGUUGCCUUUGGCAGGGCCGCCCAGCGACUACGUCGUGCAGGACCUGGAUGCCAUCCUGCUGCUCUUUCAGCGGGCCUUCAUUGGUCAGCGAGCGCAGAGCGCAUCGAAACAGCUGGUGCAGCUCUGCGAGUUCGAAGCUGACACGGGGCUUCCGCCUGUCCAGGAGCAUUUGGCACUCCUGGGCGGACAAGCGAAGGGUCUCAUCCUGGGGAUGCUGUUGGUCCCACAGGACGCGCUGGAAGUCGUCUUGGCGCGGGAUGGAGGCCUUUGGGACGUGGCCAACCAGCUCCCCACCGCGCACGCGAGCAUUCUCCUUCCCUACUUCGAGGACGUGACGGGCACCAAGACGGUGCAGGGCCGUCGCGUGGAGGGCGGCGAGGGCCAUGGGCUCCGCAAGGAGUUUUUCACCAGCAUGUCCUUGGACGCUCAACGGCGUUGGGGACGGCUGACGUCCUCGGAGGGAAUCCUGGAGCCCGGUCCUGUGAUGUGUGUGGGAUCGCGUCUGAAGCUUCAACCUCUGGAGGCGCCCUCCUCCGAGCUGCAUCAGCUCUUGAUGGCCGCCAGCAAUGGCGAUCGGAUCAAGCUCCUGUUCAGCAGCGGCCAUUCGAUUGAGCGCACGGUCACCGGUAAUAUGCCCAUGCCCGGUGGAGGAUCGUCCAUCGUGGUGGAUGCGCCCUUCGAGGAGAACUUGAGUGAGCUCACCAUCCGAAGGGCCGAAGUCCAAAAGCCCGCGCAGCCUCUCUUCGAGUUCCACCGUGGCACAGGUCAACAGUGGUUCUCUUCGCACGCCAACUCUUUGUACAGCACGACGUUACGUGGUGAGUCCCUGGCAGUGCGCUACCGGGCCUUCGGAAAGUUGAUCGCCUUGGCCUUGGCGAACCAUUGCAAGUUGUCCUUUCCGCUUCCUCUACUCUUCUUUCAAUUCCUCCUGCAACCGGAACGCGCGGCGCAGUUGGACGACCUCAAGGGCUUCGACAACGCGCUCCAUGCGUCCCUGAGGAAAUGCUUCAAGAUGAAGGCUGCACAAUUUAUGCAAAUCAAGGAGCUUGAAGGCCUAGCUCCCACCAUGAGCGUGGAGGAGUACGUGGCCGAGCAGGUCAAGGCCAUCCUUACUCCGCAAGCUCUCGACGAGGUGCGCGCGGGUUUCUGGAGCCUCGUGCCUGCCACCGUUGUGGAGGAUGUCACACCGUCGGAGCUUCGUCAGAUCGUGUGCCCCACCAUCGUGGUGCGCGAGGACAUGGGGCUCAGGCAGAUCUUCCGCGUGGUCUUCGAGGAUGACGUCAGCGAGUGUCAGCCACUGGUGGAGGCCUUCCACGCGGUCUUGGACGCUCUGUCGAAGGAUGAGAAGAAGAAGUUCUUGAUGUUCGUCACAGGCAUCGAGGUGCCCCCCGAGCCGGGCACGGAACAGCUGACGGUUCAAAUGCCUUUCAGUGCCUUCACCAAAGAUGAGCACGUGGAGAUGCUGGGCAAGUUGCCGCAGGCGCACACCUGCACCAACACCUUGGAAUUGCCCAACUACUACGAGUCCCUCCAGGAGUCUGGACGCUACGCAGCGCAGGAGG
Molecule: messenger RNA, 1970 nt
Organism: Durusdinium trenchii
Lineage: Eukaryota; Dinophyceae; Suessiales; Symbiodiniaceae
Source: the annotation of a GenBank genome assembly